GUAAGUUUUGAUGUAAUGGAAAAUCUUAAAAAGUUUUUAGAUUUUGGGUGAAACUAAUUAACUAAUUUUACAAUUUGACUGUAAUUUUUAAGAAUAGUUUAUAGCCAAACAGCCGAGGCGACUCCACUUCUUGUCCUCCCAUUUCAACCACCGUCAGCCUACAGGCGAGGCGACUCCACACUCCGCUUCUUGUCCUCCCAUUCCCAUUGGCGCCUGGACUUGCUCUGGUAAACUGGAUCCCUCCAUGGGUGCCUCCAGUACUUGUCCUUGCCACCACUUGAGCUCCUCCUCCGUCCUCACCAAGCGGACCAUCGCCUUCGCGCUCUACGCCCUCGUUCCCCUCGCCCUACUCCACUACCUCCUCUCUCUUCCUCCCCCUCUCCCCCCUCCUCCCACCACCGGCGCUCCCUCCUCCCCAUCGCCGCCGCAGCAGGCGGAGGCUCCGGCAGCGCGGUGCGAUUACUCGGACGGGGAGUGGGUGCGGACCGCGGAAGGCCCUCGGUACAACGGGUCGAGCUGCGGCGAGACCAUCAAGGCCGGCCAGAACUGCGAGGCGCACGGGCGGCCGGACACGGGGUACAUCUACUGGCGGUGGCGCCCGCGCGGGUGCGCGCUGCCGCCGUUCGACCCCGCCGAGUUCCUGCGCGCGGUGCGCGGUCGCCACGUGGCCUUCGUGGGCGACUCGCUCGCGCGGAACCAGUGCGAGUCCCUGGUGUGCCUGCUCACCUCCGCGUUCCCGGCGCAGCUGGUGCGCGGCGCCGGCGGCGGCGACGGCGACGGCGACGGCGACGAGCUCCGCAAGUUCCGGCGCUGGGCGUUCCCGUCGCACAACGCCACGGUGUCGGUGUUCUGGUCACCGUUCCUGGUGAAGGGCACGGAGAGGCCCAAGUCGCCGGCCGCGGCGGGAGGGCUGGACCACAACCGGAUCUACUUCGACCAGCCCGACGAGCGGUGGGCGGCGGCGGUCCCGGGAUUCGACGUGGUGGUGCUGUCGGCGGGGCAGUGGUACCUGAACUCGGCCAUGUUCUACGACCGUGGCGCCGUCAUCGGCUGCCACCGCUGCCCGGAGCGCAACCGCACGGAGACGGGCUUCUUCGGCGUGUUCCGCCUCGCCGUCCGCAACGCGCUCCGCGAGGUCAUAACCCGCGUCGCCGCCGCCACGUCCUCCUCCUCCUCUUCCUCCUCCGCGACCGCCCGUCCCCGGCUGGCUGUGGUGACGACGUUCUCGCCGGCGCACUUUGAGGGGGAGUGGGACAGCCCGACCGCGUGCGUGCGCACUGAGCCGUACGCGCGCGGGGAGCGGGAGAUGGAGUACAUGGACCUGGAGAUGCUGCGCGCCGGGGCGGAGGAGGCCGCGGCGGCGGGCGCGGACGCGAGGGCGCGCGGGGCGGGCCUUGCGGUGGAGGCGCUGCAGGUGACGCGGCUGGCGGCGAUGCGCCCGGACGGGCACCCAGGCCUGUACACCCGGGCGUUCCCGUUCGCCGAGGGGGCGAGGGAUCGGAUGCCCAACGACUGUGUGCACUGGUGCCUGCCCGGGCCCAUCGACACGUGGAACGAGAUCCUGCUGCAGGUCGUCAAGCGAUGGGCCGACGGCGUCGGCGUCGGCGCCGACGCAUCGUAGCCAUCGCCAUGAACCAUUCUUUACAACGAGAAGCUCCAAGCUACCGACCGCGGUGUCUGUUUGGAUGGGCGAUUUUGGUCAAAACCCUUGGAAAUAUAGGUUCGAAUUAUUGGAUGGCGAUUUUGGUCCAAAUCCUUGGAAAUGGUUCGUUCAAAUGCUCCCGCUUAAGUUGGGAUUGUAAUGUUGCUUAACAGGUGUCUUUCGCUCGUGUUUUAAUAAUGGAACCAAGACUGACCGCUCGUGUUUUAAUAACGGAA
Messenger RNA from Sorghum bicolor (sorghum), 1878 nucleotides. Its product is annotated as protein ALTERED XYLOGLUCAN 4. Gene Ontology annotation, molecular function: O-acetyltransferase activity. Lineage: Eukaryota; Viridiplantae; Streptophyta; Magnoliopsida; Poales; Poaceae. Gene Ontology annotation, cellular component: Golgi apparatus. The record is from RefSeq and is a predicted model, not a curated record. The coding region runs from base 245 to 1621 and encodes 458 amino acids. The transcript has a single exon.